Camellia sinensis is the source of this 1440-nucleotide messenger RNA. RefSeq names its product putative UDP-arabinopyranose mutase 2. Gene Ontology annotation, biological process: plant-type cell wall organization or biogenesis; UDP-L-arabinose metabolic process. NCBI's taxonomy places the organism in Eukaryota, Viridiplantae, Streptophyta, Magnoliopsida, Ericales, Theaceae. The record is from RefSeq and is a predicted model, not a curated record. Gene Ontology annotation, cellular component: cytosol; Golgi apparatus. Gene Ontology annotation, molecular function: UDP-arabinopyranose mutase activity.
UUCUCGUGUACAAAUUCACAAACCAUUCUCUACAAUUCAAAUCAGAAUUCAGAACUCUCUCUCACCUCACCAAACCUCUCUCUAAAUUCUCUGAAACCAAUUUCAAACUGUACCAUCGAUCCGAUCUCUCUGCCUCUCUCUCUCUACAAGACAACCAGUAGCAUGGCUGGAACAUCGGUCUCUCCGAUACCGAUUCUGAAGGAUGAACUGGACAUAGUCAUACCCACGAUUCGUAACCUAGAUUUCCUGGAGAUGUGGCGGCCAUUUUUUCAACACUACCAUCUCAUAAUCGUCCAAGACGGUGAUCCGAGCAAGAUCAUCAAGGUCCCCGAAGGAUUCGACUACGAGCUCUACAAUCGCAACGAUAUCAACCGAAUUCUGGGUCCCAAAGCCUCUUGCAUCUCCUUCAAGGACUCUGCUUGCCGUUGCUUCGGCUACAUGGUCUCCAAGAAGAAGUAUAUCUACACCAUUGAUGACGAUUGCUUUGUCGCUAAAAAUCCUUCCGGCAAAGACAUUAAUGCACUCGAGCAGCAUAUCAAGAACCUUUUGAGCCCCUCGACUCCAUUUUUCUUCAAUACCCUUUAUGACCCAUACACAGAGGGUGCUGAUUUUGUCCGUGGAUACCCAUUCAGUCUCCGUGAGGGUGUCCCUACUGCAGUUUCUCACGGCCUCUGGCUUAACAUCCCCGAUUACGAUGCACCCACCCAGCUUGUCAAGCCUCGUGAGCGAAACACUAGGUAUGUAGAUGCAGUUAUGACAAUUCCAAAGGGAACCCUCUUCCCCAUGUGUGGUAUGAAUCUGGCAUUCAACCGUGAGUUGAUUGGCCCUGCAAUGUACUUUGGACUUAUGGGCGAUGGCCAGCCCAUUGGACGGUACGAUGACAUGUGGGCCGGCUGGUGUACUAAGGUGAUAUGCGAUCACUUGGGAUUGGGGAUCAAGACGGGUCUGCCCUACAUUUGGCACAGCAAAGCGAGCAACCCAUUCGUGAACCUCAAGAAGGAAUACAAAGGUAUCUACUGGCAAGAAGAGCUGAUCCCAUUUUUCCAAUCUGCGACCCUUCCAAAGGACUGCACCACCGUGCAGAAAUGUUACAUUGAGCUCUCCAAGCAAGUCAAGGCAAAGCUCGGAAAGGUGGAUGAGUACUUCCUCAAGCUGGCCGACGCCAUGGUCACAUGGAUUGAAGCGUGGGAUGAACUCAACCCGGCUGAAGGAGAAGCAGCUGUACUAACCAAAGAAUCCGGAAAAUAGAUAAUCUGAUAUAGUUUCUCUGAUCUUUUGAUAGAUCUAUUCAUGUAUCGUUUAUUUAUCAGCCUUGCCGUAUGAGAAAAGAGUAUUUGUUUUUUGCAGGUUCGAAGUUAUAUCUUUGUUAUUUUCGAUGAGUUAUUAAGAACAAUAAAAUAUUAUGCAUUUUCCAUUGAAGUAGAUCGCUUUGUUUCUUGA